AUGGCCAGCAUCGCCAGCAAGGCCACAUGCAUCGUCUUGGCCAGCCUCGCGAGCGCCGCCACUAACACCACCAACACCACCAACACCACACGUAUCGAUUUGAACCCAAACGCAAAGGGAGCCUGCCAACCCACUCGAAGCGGCCCUCACGCCUGCGGUCCCAACGGCUCCCAGGACUGGCUCAACACGGGCGUCAGAGGCAACGGCUGGGACCCCCCCUCCCUGGACGUCCGCAACAUCACGCACAUCCCCCUGAAAGCCUUCUACAAGGGCGUCGGGAGCCCCUGCGAGAAGUACGACCGCUUCUUCAAGAUCUCGGGCAUGAAGUACGACGUCGACCCGGCGAUGCUGGCCUUCAUCGCCUUCCACGAGUCCUCCUGCAACGCCGACGCCCCCGGCCCGGCUCCGGGCCUGUUCCAGUGCGACCCGAGUAAUUGCCAGAACGGCAUGAAGCAAUGCCAGCGCCCCAUCAUGGAGAACUCGGACUGCGGCGCGCACGUCUUGCGCGUGGCCUUGAACCGCGCCGGGGGGAACAUUGUCUACGCGCUGGGCUUGUAUAAUGGCUGGUUUACGGCCGGUGACAGGACCGGGCUGAAUGGCGGACGGGGCCUGACGGAGGAGUAUCCGUGCUCUGGGGAGGGGAGGGCGUAUCGUGUCCCGCCGGACUUGAAUUACCUCCAUGAUAUGCUGAAUGGGUGGUUCCAGGGGUAUGAUAUGCGGAGCGAGGACGCGAGUACUGGUGGGACGUAUUACUGUCAUAAACACUGA
Molecule: messenger RNA, 768 nt
Organism: Metarhizium brunneum ARSEF 3297
Lineage: Eukaryota; Fungi; Ascomycota; Sordariomycetes; Hypocreales; Clavicipitaceae
Source: RefSeq, a predicted model, not a curated record